Fonticula alba is the source of this 5936-nucleotide messenger RNA. RefSeq lists its product as hypothetical. NCBI's taxonomy places the organism in Eukaryota, Rotosphaerida, Fonticulaceae. The record is from RefSeq and is a predicted model, not a curated record. Bases 102 to 5861 code for a protein of 1919 amino acids. The transcript has 2 exons.
CCUGCCCCGCGCCUGCCCCGCGCCUGCCCCGCGCCCGCCCCGCGCCCGCCACGCCGGCUGCCACGCGCCCGCCCCGCGCCCGCCACGCCGGCUGCCACGCGAUGGACCCACGCGCGCGUCUGCUUUUGCUGCUGGCGGCCGCCACCUUGGGGCUGCUGCUGGCCUGCCUGCCGGCCGCCACCGCGUCCACCAGCCUGUCCUUCCCCAUCCCCAUCCCCGGGUUCGGUGGCAACCUGCAGCCCUCCUCGCGCGACUGCCCCCCGGGCCAGGGGUGCGCCACGUGCGACCCGAAUGGCAGGUGCCUGACCUGCCCGCUCGGCGACCUCCUCCUGAGGGACGCCUGCGUGGCCCGGUGCCCGAGCCGGCAUGUGGCCAUCGGCGACUGGUGCGUCGCCUGCCCGGAUGGCUGCCUGGAGUGCGCCGGGCCCGAGGCAAGCUGCUCCGCCUGCCAGACCGGCAUGAUCCUCUUCCAGGGGGCCUGCCAUGAGGCCUGCCCGGAGGGGUCGGCCCCGGUGGGCACCGGCCCGGCGGCCGGCUGCGUCCCCUGCCCGGAGCCCUGUGGCACGUGCGCCGACGCCGGCCAAACGUGCACCUCCUGCGCCGAGGGCUUCACCCAGGUGCCCGGGACCACGCAGUGCGUCGCCUGCCCGGAGGGGUGCGCCAGCUGCGCGGACCCCGGCGGCCCGUGUGUCCGGUGCAAGGUGUCCUUCCGCCGGACCACCGCCGGCCAGUGCGUCCCCUGCCCGGCGGGCUGCGGCAAUUGCAAUGGCCGGCCGGACAUCUGUGCGCAAUGCCUGCCGGGGGGCGGGCUGCUCUACCAAACCCAGUGCGUCCCGGCCUGCCCGCCGGCCUACUUCCACCGCAUCGGUAAUUGCAUGCCGUGCUACCAAAAUUGCAGCGAGUGCCGCGACUCGCGCGCGUGCAUCCUCUGCACGGGCGACAUGCUGCUGCAGGGGGGCAUAUGCGUGGACCGGUGCGCGGCCGGCCGCUACAAGCACCCGGACCUGGCGGCCUGCUACGACUGCGCGGCCAAUUGCGCCGCCUGCACCGGGCCCGGCGACAUGUGCACCGCCUGUCGGCAGGGGUUCUUCCUGUCGGCCGACCGGCCCGGGGCCUGUGUCCCCUGCGCGGCCGGCUGCGCCAAGUGCGCCGGGCCCAGCGGCGCGUGCGUCGAGUGCGAGCCGGGCUUCUUCGGCCCCGGCUCCCAGCCCGGGGGGUGUGCCCCCUGCGGCCCGGGGUGUGCCCAGUGCGCCGGGCCCGAGGGGGCAUGCACCGCCUGCCAGCCGGGGUUCUUUGCGCCGGCCGACCGGCCGGCCGUGUGCCUGCCCUGCGGGGCCGGCUGCGCCGAGUGCACCGGGCCGCAGGGCGGCACCUGCCUGGCCUGCCGGCCGGGCUUCCACCAGCAGGACGACCGGUGCCUGCCCUGCGGGGCCGGCUGCGAGGAGUGCGACGCCGCCGGCCGCUGCAAGCGCUGCCUGCCGCGCCAUACCAUCGGCUUCCGCAGCACCGAAGCCCAGUGCUUCCCCUGCGCCCCGGGCUGCGAGCAGUGCACCCACGUCCUGGGCUGCAGCGCCUGCCAGCCCGGCACCGUGCUCACCGGCCGGGGCGAGUGCCUGCCCUGCUCGGAGCACUGCUCCACCUGCCAAAUGGGCCAGUGCAUGGCCUGCGACCGGGGCCACCAUCUGGGCCCCGGGGGCCGGUGCCUGCCCUGCCCGGAGUCCUGCACCGAGUGCACCGAUGACGGCCGGUGCACCGCCUGCCACAAGGGCUUCGGCUACAGCCCGGACGGCGUGUGUGUCCCCUGCCCCGGGGGCUGCACCAGCUGCACGGCCCUCCGGGGGUGCAUCUCCUGCCCGGACGGCUUCGUCCUCCACCAGGGCCUGUGCAUGGGCAACUGCCCGGCCGGCUUCGUGGCCCGCGGCAACGACUGCAUCCCCUGCCCGGCCGGCUGUCGAAUGUGCCUGCUCCGGUCGAUGGGCUGCUCCGAGUGCCAGACCGGCUUCUACCUGGUGGCCGGGGCCUCGGAGGGCGAGUCCCGCUGCGUGCCCUGCCCCGGGGCCGGGUGCAUCGAGUGCGACCCGGCCCGGCCGGCCGUCUGCCGGGCAUGCGCCCUGGGCCAUGCCCUCCGGGAGGGCACCUGCCAGGCAUGCGCCCCGGGCUGUGACCGGUGCGCCGGGCAGCCGCCGCACGCGUGCGACGCCUGCACGCCGGGCUUCCUGCCGGACCCGGACCAGGCCGGCGGGUGUGUCGCCUGCGCGGAGCACUGCCUCCGGUGCGCCUCGCCCGGCCCGGGCCAGCCCCCGGCGGCCACCUGCGCCGAGUGCCACCGCGGCUUCUUCCUGGACACCGGGCCCGAGGGGCCGGUGUGCCGGGCCUGCCCCGACACCUGCGAGGCCUGCUCGGCCGGCGGCCGGUGCACCUCCUGCCACAAGGGGCUGCACCUGUAUGAGGGCACCUGCGUGCCUGCCUGCCCGGCCGGGUCGUACCCCGACGGGCAGGGCCGGUGCCCGCUCUGCCCGGCGACCUGUGUCACCUGCACGACGGGGCACAUGUGCACCGCCUGCCCGGCCGGGCGCAUCCUCCAGGGCGGCGCCUGCCUGGAGGCCUGCCCCGACCGGACCUUCCCGGACCCGGCGGCCCCGGACCAGUGCCGCUUCUGCCCGACCGGCUGCGCCACAUGCACCUCGGCCGGCCAGUGCGACAGCUGCCUCGAGGGGUACGUCCUGUCGGCCGGCCCGGGCGGCGACACCAUCUGCCAGCUGUGUGCCCCAUACUGCGCCGAGUGUGUCCCCGGCCCGGGGGGCCUGGCCGACGCGGCCGAGUGUGUCCGGUGCGCCGGGGACUUCCACCUGGUGGCCGGCAGGUGCCGGGGCUGCCCGGCCGACUGCGCCGCCUGCGACGCGAGCAACAUCUGCACCCGGUGCCGCGACCCGGCCACCUACCUGGCCGAUCGCCGGUGCAUGCCGUGCGCGGAGCACUGCGCCGCCUGCGCCGGGCCCCGGUGCGACCAGUGCGCCGAGGGGCAUUUCGUGGUGCCGGCCAGCGGCCAGUGCGCCGCCUGCCCGGAGGGCUGCCACACCUGCGCCCAGGCCGACCGGUGUGAUGUCUGCCAGGCCGGGCGGUACCUGGACCCGGCCGGGGGGGCCUGCCCCCGGUGCCCGGCCGGCUGCACGGCCUGCUCCGGGGCCGAUCGGUGCACGGCCUGCGCGCCCGGCCGGUACCUGGCCCCGGGCGACGGGGCCUGCCGGGCCUGCGCCGAGGGGUGCACCGCGUGCGCCGGCGGCCCGGGCCAGUGCACCGCCUGCCAGGAUGGCCGGUACCUGGACGCCGGGGCCUGCCGGGCCUGCGGGGCCGGGUGCGCCGCGUGCGCCGGCGGCCCGGACCAGUGCACCGCCUGCCAGGCCGGCUGGUACCUGGACGCCGGGGCCUGCCGGGCCUGCGGGGCCGGGUGCGCCGCCUGCACCGGGCCCGACCAGUGCACCGCCUGCGCCGAGGGGUACUUCCCGGUGGCCGAGGCGCCCGGGUGCCGGGCCUGCGCGGCCGGGUGCGCCACCUGCACCGAGGCCGGCCGGUGCACCGGCUGCCCGGCCGGCCGGUACCUGGACCCCGGCCCGGGCGCCUGCCUGGCCUGCCUGGACCGGUGCCUUGACUGCACGGCGGCCGGCCAGUGCCGGCACUGCGAGCCCGGGUUCUUCCGGCGCUCCGGCCCGGAGGGGGUGUCGUGCGCCGGCUGCCCGGAGCACUGCCUCGACUGCCAGGCCGAGGGCCAGUGCAGCGCCUGCGCCGAGGGCCACCGGCUGGCCCAGGCCGGGGCCCGGUGCGAGCGGUGCCCCGGCUGGCCGGCGUGCGUGGCCUGCGGCCCGGAGGACGACUGCACCGCCUGCGCGGCCGGCUUCCACCUGGCCCCGGGCCCGGGGCCCGGGCCGGCCACCUGCCAGCCCUGCGGCCAGGGGUGCGCCCAGUGCGCCGGGGCCGACGGCGACUGCCGGGCCUGCGGGCCGGGCUUCGUCCUGGUGCCCGGCGGGGCGGCCGGGGCCCAGCACCGGUGCCAGGCCUGCCCGGAGGCCUGCGCCCAGUGCUCGGUCCCCGGGCAGUGCGACGCCUGCCAGCCGGGCCGGUGGCUGACGCGCGACGGCCAGUGCGCCGGCGCCUGCCCGGCCGGCGACUUCGCCGACCCCUCCACCGGCGCCUGUGCCCCCUGCCACCCGGCGUGCGCGGCCUGCUCCGGGCCCGGGCCGGGCGACUGCACGGCCUGCUCCGGCGGGGCCCGGCUCGGGGGCCCGGGCGACCAGCCGGCCGGCCCCUGCGAGCCGGCCUGCGCCGCCGAGCCGCCGGCCUGCGCCGCCGAGUGCGCCCCCGGGUGCGACCGGUGCGAUGGCCUCGGGCCGGGCAGCCGGUGCUUGCGCUGCCCCGGCCCGGGGGCCAUGCUGACGGCCGAUGGCCGGUGCGCGGCGGCCUGCCCGGCCGGGCAGGUGCCCAUCCAGGCCGGCCCGGAGCGCCACUGUGCCCGGUGCUCCGGGCUCUGCGGGGCCGGGUGCGCCGGCCCGGCGGCCGACCAGUGCACCGCCUGCCCGGCCGACCGGCCGCUCCUCCAGGCGGGCCGGUGCGUGGCCCGGUGCUCGGCGGCCGGCUGGUUCCUCGACCCCGGCGCCGCGGCGUCAUCCCCCGGCAGCGGCGGCGGCGGCGGCGGCGGCGGCGGCGGCGGCGGCGGCAGCGGCAGCGGCAGCGGCAGCGGCAGCGGCAGCGGCAGCGGCAGCGGCAGCCCCGAGCAGGCCCCCGCACGGUGCCAGCCCUGCGACGCGUCGUGCGCCCGCUGCAUGGGCCCCGGGCCGGAGGAGUGCACCGCCUGCCCGGUGGACGACAUCUUCGUGCCGGUGCCGGGGCCGGAGCAGGCCGAGCCCCGGGGCGCCUGCGUGUCGGCCUGCCCGGGGGAGUGCGCGGCCUGCGGCCCGGCCGGGCUCGACCCGGCGGCCGACCCCCCGCCGUGCACGGCCUGCGUCGAGGGCUUCCUGCUGGAGGAGGGCGCCUGCCGGGAGGCCUGCUCGGCCGGCCGGUACCCCGGGCCGGGGAACGUCUGCCGGGCCUGCGCCGACGAGUGCGCCACAUGCGCCGGGCCCGGGCCCGAGGAGUGCCGGGACUGUGCGCCGGGCGGCCCCGGGGCCGGGCCCGGCACGUGGGCCAGCCCGGCCCGCGGCCCCGGCGACAUCGGCCCGUGCGUGGGCGCCUGCCCGGCCGGGCACUUCGGCCAUGCCCCCUCGCGCCAGUGCCGGGCCUGCCACAGCGAGUGCGCCGAGUGCUCCGGGCCCGGGGCCGGCGAUUGCACCGCCUGCCACGGGUCGCUCGCCCUGCUGGAGGGCAUCUGCCUGGGGGCCUGCCCGGAGUGGGGCUUCUGGGCGGACGCCGCGGCCGCCGGCCAGUGCCGGGCCUGCCUCGAGGGCUGCGCCCGGUGCGCCGGCCAGGACACCUGCACCGAGUGCCAGCCGGGCCGGCACCUGGUGCGGGGGCCCGCGGCCGAGGGGGACCGCCCGGCCGGGCCGGACGCCUGCCCGACCGCCUGCCCAGCCGGCUUCUUCAGCGAGCCGGUCCCCGGGUCCGGCGGCCGGCUGGCCACCUGCCAGGCCUGCGCCGCCUCCUGCCACCAGUGCACCGGCCCCGAGCCGGAGCACUGCCAGGUGUACCCGUGCCAGGUGACCAACACCUGCUCCCGAUCGUCCAGGCUCGCGGCCGUGGUCGGCCUGUCGGUCGGCCUCAGCGUGCUGGCCCUCCUCCUGGUGGCCGGGCUCUUCUUCUACAUCUUCUUCUUCCGCAUCCGGGCGAAGGCCCCGGCCCAGCCGGACACCGAGCUGCAGGUCAUCGAGUGAGGAGCCGGGGCCCCGGCACACCACGAGCCCGAAGCGAGCGAGGCCACAUCCGGCCGGGGGCGAGGCCGGCAGCCA